Arabis nemorensis is the source of this 555-nucleotide messenger RNA. NCBI's taxonomy places the organism in Eukaryota, Viridiplantae, Streptophyta, Magnoliopsida, Brassicales, Brassicaceae. The record is from the annotation of a GenBank genome assembly.
AUGGCGUAUAUUUUGGAUGAUAUAUCUGAUAGUUACUGUAAGGUGGACGCAAUCUACGACUCGGAAGUAUCAUCAACUCACGAUCUUCGAACUUUCUUGUUCGAUUUUGAAGUUGUCUACACAAGAAUCCCUGAGCCAGAAAGUGAUGGAGAAGAAGACUACAUGUCCGAUAAUGUCGAAACAAGAAUCACACAUCAACGUCAAGAAUAUGGUCGAGACUUGUUUAUCGGUCAAGAUGAUGAACAGAUCAAAGGCACAGUCUGCGAGAUUCUCUAUGCGAUUCGUGUUCCUGCAUAUCGAGGUAUCGUGAAAACAUUCACCGAAGAAAUCGAACGCAUAACGAAAUCACCUCUGGAGAAGUUAAAGAAGAUUAAAGUGAAGAUCGAUGUUGUUGCGAACAUGUUUCUUGAAGAUGAGAUCGGUGUUGAAGGAUCGAAUGCCAAGUAUUUGGUGGCUGGACAAGCGAGUGUCUCAGGGAUCGAGCAACACUUGGCUUGGAAGUGGCUCGAGGAAACCGGAGUUUGUCCAUCGUGUCGUGAUGUGUUUCCGGUUUAA